Lecanosticta acicola is the source of this 2559-nucleotide messenger RNA. The record is from the annotation of a GenBank genome assembly. Lineage: Eukaryota; Fungi; Ascomycota; Dothideomycetes; Mycosphaerellales; Mycosphaerellaceae.
AUGGGCAUCGGCAAGCUUUACUACUGGACUGCUGGGAUGCUCUUCACCUACUUCUGUCUGGGAACACACUACAAGUCAUUCGACGGGGGAUUCCACCGACCCAAGAACCAGUUCAAGAAGGAGAAGGAGAAGGCUAAGCGAGCCGCCGAGGCCAAAGCCGAAAAGCUUGCUUCGGAACUCGGAAACGACAGCACCGUCGCCAGCGACGCUCACCGGAGACAGCGGCGGAGAGACGACACGCCCGCGCCCCGUCGCACACAGGGACAGGGACAUGGCGGCGAUGGGUGUCGGACUCGGGAGGGAGAAGCAGAAGCAGCCAGAAGGGGGAGACACGGGUACGGACGUGGACGUGGAGAUGGAGGAUCUGCCACCGACCGCUCCUCCCACCGCCACCACGCCUCCUCCCAUCGAACUCGAAGCGGCGGCGGCGGCGGAGGCGGAGGCGGAGGCGGAGGCGGAGGCGGAGGUGGACAGCGAGUCAAGCCGAAUCCCCACAGCGACUACGUCCCGGAGGCCGCCAUCUUCUCGCCACCACCACCGCCGUCGCCACUCCAACCCGUCCACAGCACGCAGCGGCACCACGGAGACGCCCUCCGCAAGCCAUCCGACUUCGCCACGCCGGACCACCACCAGCCGGGACACAGCACGCGACACGGCAGCUACGCGCCCUACAAGCAUCUCUACGGCGCCUACGACGACCAAUACCAUGCUCCCUUUGAGGGAACAUGAGCCGAAGCCGAGCUACUCGGUGGACGGUCUAUCAUCUACACCUACUCACCACGGCAAUCUGCACGCCAAUCUGCACCAGCGUCGUCUCUCCGUCUCUCCGCAAAAGUUCAACACGGGACACUUCGAGCCAUUGACCGUGCGUACCGAUCUCCCCAUUCCGGAAGGCGCGCCACCAGCCAAACGCAGCCGCACCCGCGCCGCGAACAAGAUCGAAAUCGUCUACGAUGCUGCCGGGACGCCUCGCAUCCAGACGACUCCGAAGACGACCGGCUUCAUCGCAAGCGUCAUGCCUCCCGACACCGCCCGAGAAACACGCACAAGCACCGCACCAGCAGACCACAUGAGCGCCGCAUCCCGACUCGACGGGGGCAAAGCUCCAAUGCGUAGGAGAAUCCCCUUCCAGCAACAGGGAUUCAGCAUCCUCGAAUCCUUUGUCCAAGACAACGCCCUCCUCCGGGAACUCAUCAGCUACCUGCCCCUCCCUUCCCUCGUCGACCUCUACGCCAUUUCCAAAUCCUUUCAUUGGACCUUCAACAAGCACAACACCGCCUACAUCCUCACCAGCAUGCGCACCUGGGCCCCCAAGGCGGAUGAGAUCUUCCCCUGGCGGUGUUAUGCGCGGUUGUGCAUCAAGGAUCCGAUCCGGCGUCAGAAGGAUCGGAGGCGGGUCAUGGUGGAGAAGUAUGGGGAGGCGGAUGUGGAAGCCUUGUUGGGCGUGGAGUUCUCCCGCGAUGUCCCUUCUAUGAGGUGGUUGAAGAUGGUCGUCUGGAGGGAGGGAGUGGUGAGGGACGUGAUGGUCCAGCUUGCUAGGAGGGGGUUGAUGGUAAUUGGGGGUACGAGGGAUGCCUUGAAGGUGAGUCUUACUUCCACCUAUCCCUGUACGCUUAUUCUUUCUCGAGCUGCUCUGCUGAUCUCAUGUCAUUUUUCUAGCGAAUCUGGUUCCUCAUGGACCUCCCCCUCAACGCCCACCGCGUCGCCCUCAUCCGCAACACGGACUACUUCCCCGACCGCUCCCUCGGCCACGCCCUCCACUUCCUCGUCCGAAUCGACAUGGCCCUGACCAACCCCAACUCCAAGUCCUACCCCCUCAACCACCCCAACCCUCGCCUCCGCGGCCGCUGCCUCACCGGCAUCAACCUCCGCGAGAAACUUACGGCCGAGAAAUCCCUGACCUUCCUCUGGCGCACCCUCCGCGGCUGGGGACCCGAGAAACACCCCCGGAGAUACGACCGCCCGAUCGACCAGGCCGACAUGAUCCGCCUCUGGGUCCGUCAUAGAGCCUUCCACGACCCCGUCACGACUCCGUACAGGGUCAAAUGCCAGGAAGUCGUGGGCUUGAAACUGUGGGAUAUCCCCCGCGCGGGGACGGAACGUGUCUCCCGGCCGCAGACGGAUGAUCGGCUGUCGGAUCAGGAACGUGCCAUGGCUGCCUUCACGCACAAGCAUCUGUACUUCCCCAAGCCGAUUCUGAGGCCGGAACAGCUGAUUAUUCGGGAGAGUCUGAGGCGGGAAUUGCUGACGAGCAGAGGGUGGGAUUUCAUCGGUGCUGUUGCGGAUGGGUUUGUGAGUAGCAAGGGGAGGAGGAUUCCCGUCUUUGGAGAGGGGCUUUUGUUGAGGUUCACCAUGGAGUGUGCUAGGGGGAGGAAGGCCAAUUUGUACGCCAUUGCCAAGGAGUAUGUUGGGGAGAGGAGGAAGAAGAGAGAGAAGAGGGAGGGAGACAAGAAGGAGAUGAUUGGAGUGGCGGGGGAGAUGACAGAGGAAUUGGGGAGCUUCUUGAAUUGGAAGGGCGAGAUGGCCUGUAAGGGGAAGAAGCGGGUGAUGAGAGGCUGA